This is a messenger RNA of Lichtheimia ornata, 2109 nucleotides long. RefSeq lists its product as uncharacterized. The transcript is spliced from 2 exons. Bases 1 to 2109 code for a protein of 702 amino acids. The record is from RefSeq and is a predicted model, not a curated record. NCBI's taxonomy places the organism in Eukaryota, Fungi, Mucoromycota, Mucoromycetes, Mucorales, Lichtheimiaceae.
AUGACCCUUUUGACACGCCGUUCCUUUUUGUCAUUGUUAUUCUUGUGUAUUGUUGCAAGUCAUGUUGCAUUAUGUGUCCCAUCUCGUGAGAAAAGACAUCUAAUGCCAAGACAGCAAGAAGAGGAUGGUAGUGGUAGUGGUGGUGAUGCUGUCACUACAGGCGAUUACUAUUAUACACAACCAUCAUGGGAAGAAGGAUAUGGUGAUGAUGACGAUGGCACAGCUUCAGACACCGGCAGCGCAUCAGCAGCUACACCUACGAAUGAUCCGGGAUCGAGCGGUACUGAUGGUGGUGGAGGAGGAUCCAUGUCGCCAACACCAGCAGCAUCGGAUGAUAAUAACAGUGGUUGGUACUCUCCGACAGCAAGUAACACCAUCGAUAAUGGACAACAACAACAACCCACCUCAACCGAUGCAGCAUCACCUACCAAUGAUCAAACAGCAUCAGCAUCCGAUAACAAUCAACCACCAUCAUCAUCGAGUGAGAGUGAUCAAUCAAUUGUACCAGCAGCAGCAGCCCCUUCUACAUCAUCGGAUGAGCAACAACAACAACAAGAUACCACCACCACUGAUAUCCCACCUACGAGUACAACCGAUCCAGCUGCCGCUACUACUACUACAAUGAGCAACAAUGAUCAAGCUACAACAUCAUCGAAUAAUGAUGCUACUACUACAACAACUACAACUUCCUUUUCAGUGACUUCAUCUACAGCUACACCUUCCUUGGUAUUGGGGUCACAUGAGUGUGCUUCUGAUACCCAUGCUGUCAAUGGUGAAUGUCCCUCUGAUUAUUUUUGCAAUGCAGCUACACAUGCAUGUGUUCAGCUCUUGGCCAACGGUGAUCAAUGUUUUGAAGAUUUCCAAUGUAGCUCAUCUUUUUGUGUGGAUGGCACUUGUAACGAUCAGCCUGCAAAAGAGGGUGCCCAAUUAUCGGGUGGACAAAUUGCCGGUAUCACAAUUGGUUCUGUAGCCGGGGCUGUUGUAUUGAUCGGUGCGUUUAUGUUUUGCAUGAAAAGACGUCGUCGCUAUGGUGGUGGUAAUAACAGCAGCAGCCGUGCUCGCAAGUUUGAACAAAUUCGUGCUCAAGAUGAUGCUGAAGCCGAUGUCAAUAUGGUGGAACGUGGCGAUGGUGGUGUUCGUGACUCUAAAUACAACAUGCUGACCUCCUUAAUGCAACGAGCCAGUGGCGGUCAAACCAUGUCGUAUGGUAAUGUGGGUGCCGAUGCAGCACCACCAGCUAUGGUAGAACAACAACAACAUCAACAACAGCCUUAUAAUACCAUGAUGGCAGUGCCAACAGCAACAACAAACAACCAUCGAGAAUCCAAAGUUCAAGAACCUGUGAUGGAUCAAUGUGCCUAUGAAGCUCAACAAUAUUAUGGUAGCCUUGCCACGGAUGUGGAACCUUCAUCACCUGCCCCUGGUGCUAACCCACAACACAAGAGUUGGAUGACGACUGGAUCGGCUAUUGAUCCUCAUGUUGUAGAACGACCUCCUACCACCUUGGUACGCGAUUCGACCCUCAACAACUUGCAUGCACCUUUAUUCCAUGUCACUGGUCCUGCUGAUCCCAAUACUGUGCCUGCAGGUGGUGAAGCUCACGUGCCCACAAUUCCACCUCCGCCAUCAUCCUCUUCCACGGAAGGUGCCGAAUUAGAUGCUUUCCAAAGUAGACGAUCCAGCUGGCUACUUAAAGAAAUUGCUGAAAGAUGGCGACAAGGUUCAUCCUCAGGUGCACGUUCAUCAGCUAUUGCAGCACCUCACAACGGUGAUCCUCAUUCAAAUACAGGAGCACCCUUAUGGGAUGAUGGUUUAAGUGUCCCAGGCAAAAGAAGCAGCAGCUUGAGCAAUGCAAGUACAAGCCUACACAAUCCAUUCCGAAGUAGCAGCUUGAUGAGUGGUAGUAUCAGUGAUCAAAGUACCAUUACACCAGAACAUCGUCGCACGGAUAGCAUGAUUUCCACUUUGAGGAUGCCACCUCUUGUACGAGAACCGGAUGCUUGGACUGUAGAAGAUAGUAUGUCAUUAACUAGUGAUCCUACAACCACCACUACGACUACUAGUAGUAAUCCACAACAUCAUCCACAACACCCUCCAUCAUCUUCUUAA